AUGUUGACUGAGUACUUCGUUGAGAAUACUAGAAAUAAAUUAGCACAGAAACUUAAUCUUACAUAUUCUCAGUUUCCAGAUCACUUUGUGUGGAAACUAGGCGAGAAGAUGUGGUCACCUAGGCAAAUAGGUGAUUCAAUAGGUCGCAUUGUUAUUGCUCAUCCAAGUGAAGGCGAAAGGUAUUAUCUUAGGAUUCUGUUAUCGAAAGUUCGUUGUCCCAAAGACAUGUUUUUUUUGCAAGAUGUCUCUUUGUUCUUAUCUAACCUUUUCUUCUCCCAUCAAAAUCGUGUACAAGCCCUAAAACCACCCCACCCUACCCAUCGAUUUUGCUCCUUCUACUACGGUGCCUUCAAUGGCUACCAUGGAUUUGGUGGCACAGAUACUCCGACAACACCGCCCGCUUCUCCCUCCCACUGGUUCUGCGUAAAAGAAGCGCUUAUGUUUCUGGAGUUUGAUGUUAAUCAAGACAGCAAUUUGCAUAUCACUGCUUGUGAAGGGCAUGUUGAGGUUGUUCAGCUUCUGUUGUGUUACAAGGCCAACAUUGAUGCCCGUGAUCGUGAUGGCAUCUCAAAGGAAACCUAUCAAGUUGCUAAAUGGAUUGGAACUAAAGUUUCAUUGAAGAUAUUAGACAAAGAUAGCUACUUUGACCCUGAAAGCGUAAAUGCUUUUAAAGAUGAGUUGACUUUGUUGGAGGAAACAAAAACUCACUUUGACAACAAAAGGGCAUACAAAAUAUUUGAGGAAAUGUCAACAAACAAUUAUGUUCAAAGCAUGUAGUUUUAUUAUGCUUCAUUUCUAAUGAUUCGUGAACUUG
Molecule: messenger RNA, 814 nt
Organism: Lactuca saligna
Lineage: Eukaryota; Viridiplantae; Streptophyta; Magnoliopsida; Asterales; Asteraceae
Source: the annotation of a GenBank genome assembly